Molecule: messenger RNA, 911 nt
Organism: Suillus clintonianus
Lineage: Eukaryota; Fungi; Basidiomycota; Agaricomycetes; Boletales; Suillaceae
Exons: 2
Coding region: 173-817 (214 amino acids)
Source: RefSeq, a predicted model, not a curated record
UCUGACAGAGCUCUGACAGACUUGGAAGCCGCCUCGAUUUUGAAUUUCUCUAUAUAUGAAUAUAUGAAUUCUGAGCAGUUCGAAUGGGUAGUCGGGAUUUGAAAUUUUUGUCGUUUUCUGUUUUUCUUUUGGAGCAAAUACCCCUAAUCUUGUAGCUCCUCUUACUUCGAACAUGACUUCUACCCCCCCAAGCACAAAUGAGCCUGCAGCCCCCGUUGCUCCCUACGGGUUUAUAGUUCCUCCCGCUCUAGACAGAAAUACUGGCCCCCCAAGCGCAAAUGAUCCCGCAGCUUCCGUUGCUCCCUACGGGUUUAUAAAGCCUACCAAAUCAAACACGGUUACUAGUCCCCCAAGUACAAAUGAGCACGCACCCCCCGCGGACAUGGUUACUAGCCCCCCAAGCACAUAUCAGCCUGCAGCCCCCGGUGCUCCCCACGGGUUUCCUACUCCUACUUCGAACAUGAUUCCUAGCCCCCCAAGCACAAACAAACCUGCAGCCCCCGGUGCUCCCCACGGGUUUCCUCCUUUUACUUCGAACAUGAUUCCUAGUCCCCCAAGCACAAACAAACCUGCAGCCCCCGGUGCUCCCCACGGGUUUCCUCCUACUACUUCGAACAUGAUUCCUAGCCCCCCAAGCACAAACAAACCUGCAGCCCCCGGUGCUCCCCACGGGUUUCCUCCUACUACUUCGAACAUGAUUCCUAGUCCCCCAGGCACAAAUCAACCUGUAGCUCACGUUUCCCCUCAUGGUCUUGUCUCGCAAAGUUCAGCCGGACCGAAGGUGAAUUGUAUCGUAAUAGUGAACGAGCUCUUCUGACAGUCUUGGCUCUCCAGCCAGAGCAAUUCGCUCCUAAUGAACCGCACAUUCAGACCCAACCACGCCAGGAGCAGAUGCAGCCCACAGGACGAAU